UCUCGCCCGAGGACCCGUGGCUCCGGCGCCUCCGCUUCGCUGGUGGUCGCCCCGGGUUGCGGAGUUCUUUUUGGUACACUCGACCCUCCAGCCAGCUGUUCCGACCCGCGCCACGGGCUCUCUAGCCGCGGAGUUGCAUGCAUGACCCUUAUCCUGGGGUUUCGUUCACCGGGCGCAGAGGACCCCCCAGCCCUGGGCUCCUUGGGGACGGGAUGUUUGCACCUGAGGGAGCAGCAGUGGCGAUUUGGGGCCCAUUUUCUCCCAGGAGCUUUGUAUAAUGAGGGAAACAGAGGCACAGGGUCUGUGGGCUGUGACUGAGGUGUUGACACAGCCCCAUCUGCCUGUCUACCCCGCGCGCUCUUCAGUGUUCCGGGGGCAAUACCUGUGAUGCUGUUAAAAUAAAAGCAAGAAUGCAAACUAACCCUACGUUCACCCCCACCUCCCAAGUAUUUUGAUUUUCUUUUCUCCUCAUAAGGUCAUAAGUUUGCUCUGCAGCAUAGAAGAUGACCUUUUGAUUUUUAAAAAAGGCAUCCGUCCCAGUUCCCUUACUUAUGUUACCAUGUUUUUCACCUUGUCAUUUUCAAGCUAGAGAACCCAGGAUUCUUUUUUGCACCACUAGUCACUCUGAAGAGUCUGUACUUUUCUCAGAUAGUGGGUAUCAGGCCUUUCCCAUCUGUGGGGAGCACACUGACAGUAAAAGAUGCACCCUGGAUUGCCCAGUAUUGCAUUACUUGUUCGCUUACAGGCAAGUGCCUCCAAAAACUUCACUUAAAUUAGUGGAGAAUGCUUUGAAUGUAACAGCCAUAAAGUGAUUUAAAAACAUGAGAUCUGAUUGAUACUAGUCCGAAAAGUACAUCUUUUAUUAUAAAUGAUAGUAGACAAGGUAGGCUUGGGACCACUUGGAAGAUCCUGGCAGACUAAGUUCUAUUGUUUGAAAUGACUACAUUUCUGCCAAAAGUGAAAAUAAGAUCUUUGCACAGACUCCGAGAUAUUUAUGUAAAUACAGUGACUCUUGAGGAUUGUUGCCCGCUAGGACUUUGUAUACAAUGUCUCUUUUAAUACUCUUAAGUAUUUUCUCCCGGAGCCCAGGUUUUUGUAUUUCUUUACUGCAACAGCUCUGUUGUGUGGACAUUCUGAGGGGGGAGAGAUACAUUUGUUUUAAACUUUGGAAACUUGUAGCCUGUAAUUUGUUUCUGAAUGUACAGAGCAUAAUGGCAGCGUCUGAGGUUGCUGGUGUUGUGGCCAAUGCCCCCAGUCCUCCGGAAUCUUCUAGUUUAUGUGCUUCCAAAUCAGACGAAGGUCUCCCAGAUGGUCUAAGCACCAAAGACUCUGCACAGAAACAGAAGAACUCACCCCUGUUGAGUGUAAGUAGCCAAACGAUAACCAAGGAGAAUAACAGAAAUGUCCAUUUGGAGCACUCAGAGCAGAAUCCUGGUUCAUCAGCAGGUGACACCUCAGCAGCGCACCCGGCGGUUUUAGGAGAAAACUUGAUAGCCACAGCCCUUUGUCUUUCUGGCAGUGGAUCUCAGUCUGAUUUGAAGGACGUGGCCAGCACAGCAGGAGAGGAGGGGGACACAAGCCUCCGGGAGAACCUCCAUCCAGCCACUCGGUCUCUUAAGGCAGGGUGCCAUACAAAGCAGCUUGCCUCCGGGAAUUGCUCUGAAGAGAAAUCCCCACAAGCCUCCAUCCUAAAGGAAGGUAACAGGGACACAGGCUUGGAUUUCCGACCUGUAGUGUCUCCAGCAAAUGGGGUUGAAGGAGUCCGAGUGGAUCAGGAUGAUGAUCAAGAUAGCUCUUCCCUGAAGCUUUCUCAGAACAUUGCUGUACAGACUGACUUUAAGACGGCUGAUUCAGAGGUAAACACAGAUCAAGAUAUUGAAAAGAAUUUGGAUAAAAUGAUGACAGAGAGAACACUGUUGAAGGAGCGUUACCAGGAGGUCCUGGACAAACAGAGGCAAGUGGAGAAUCAGCUCCAAGUGCAAUUAAAGCAGCUUCAGCAAAGGAGAGAAGAAGAAAUGAAGAAUCACCAGGAGAUAUUAAAGGCUAUUCAGGAUGUGACAAUAAAGCGGGAAGAAACAAAGAAGAAGAUAGAGAAAGAAAAGAAGGAGUUUUUGCAGAAGGAGCAGGAUCUGAAAGCUGAAAUUGAGAAGCUUUGUGAGAAGGGCAGAAGAGAGGUGUGGGAAAUGGAACUGGAUAGACUUAAGAAUCAGGAUGGCGAAAUAAAUAGGAACAUUAUGGAAGAGACUGAACGGGCCUGGAAGGCAGAGAUCUUAUCACUAGAGAGCCGGAAAGAGUUACUGGUACUGAAACUAGAAGAAGCAGAAAAGGAGGCAGAAUUGCACCUUACUUACCUCAAGUCAACUCCCCCAACACUGGAGACAGUUCGUUCCAAACAGGAGUGGGAGACAAGACUGAAUGGAGUUCGGAUAAUGAAAAAGAAUGUUCGUGACCAAUUUAAUAGUCAUAUCCAGUUAGUGAGGAAUGGAGCCAAGCUGAGCAGCCUUCCUCAAAUCCCUACUCCCACUUUACCUCCACCUCCAUCAGAGACAGACUUCAUGCUUCAGGUGUUCCAACCCAGUCCCUCUCUGGCUCCUCGGAUGCCCUUCUCCAUUGGGCAGGUCACAAUGCCCAUGGUUAUGCCCAGUGCAGAUCCCCGCUCCUUGUCUUUCCCAAUUCUGAACCCUGCCCUUUCCCAGUCCAACCAGCCUUCCUCAUCCCUUCCUGGCUCCCAUGGCAGAAACAGCCCUGGCUUGGGUUCCCUUGUCAGCCCCCACGGUCCACACAUGCCCCCUGCCGCCUCCAUCCCGCCUCCCCCAGGCUUGGGCGGUGUUAAGGCUUCUACUGAAACUCCCCGGCCCCAACCAGUAGACAAACUGGAGAAGAUCCUGGAGAAGCUGCUGACUCGGUUCCCACAGUGCAAUAAGGCCCAGAUGACCAACAUUCUUCAGCAGAUCAAGACAGCACGUACCACCAUGGCAGGCCUGACCAUGGAGGAACUUAUCCAGUUAGUUGCUGCACGACUGGCAGAGCAUGAGCGGGUGGCAGCAAGUACUCAGCCACUUGGUCGCAUCCGGGCCUUGUUCCCUGCUCCACUGGCUCAAAUCAGUACUCCAAUGUUCUUGCCUUCUGCCCAAGUUUCAUAUCCUGGAAGGUCUUCACAUGCUCCAGCCACCUGUAAGCUAUGUCUAAUGUGCCAGAAACUCGUCCAGCCCAGUGAGCUGCAUCCAAUGGCGUGUACCCAUGUAUUGCACAAGGAGUGUAUAAAAUUCUGGGCCCAGACCAACACAAAUGACACUUGUCCCUUUUGUCCAACUCUUAAAUGACGGACCUGACUGGGGAGGAAGAAGAAGAGAAACUGAUGUGAACAGGAAGCGCGGGUUCAAGAUUUCUAAAACUCUAUAUUUAUACAGUGACAUAUACUCAUGCCAUGUACAUUUUUAUUAUAUAGGUAAUGUGUGUAUAGAAAGUCUGUAUUCCAAUGUUCGUAAAUGAAAGUAUGUAUAUUAUGCAGAAACAGUCUGUUCCCCCUCAUCUUGCAAUUCCUUUGGGGGAUGCAGAUUGUAGGGAAGAUGAUGUUUAGUUUGGCCUUGAAAUUAUGAUAUCCCCGCCCAGGGCUGUUUUCAAAUACAAUAUAAAAACCACCUAGGAACCUGC
Messenger RNA from Macaca mulatta (Rhesus monkey), 3654 nucleotides. It is a transcript of the gene RNF214, whose product is annotated as ring finger protein 214. Gene Ontology annotation, molecular function: ubiquitin-protein transferase activity. NCBI's taxonomy places the organism in Eukaryota, Metazoa, Chordata, Mammalia, Primates, Cercopithecidae. The record is from RefSeq and is a predicted model, not a curated record.